GAUUCAUACACUCUCAGAUCCUGCCUGAGUCAUUACGGCUGAAACCUCUAAACUGCAGAAAUGGCUGCUGCUUUAGCUUCCAGAGUCACCCGAGGACGUUCAUUGAUUGGAAGUCUUAGCAAUGCUUUCUCUGGUUUGAUGAAUUCCUCCAUUGGAAUGAUGGAUGGAAACAUCCUCUCUCAGCAACAGCAAAGGACUUUCAUUCAAAUGGGGACGAUUCUCAAAGCCGUGGAUAACUCUGGUGCAAAAGAGGUGAUGUGCAUUCAAUCCCUUAAAGGUAAGAAAGGAGCAAGACUUGGCGAUAUCAUUAUUGGUUCCGUGAAAGAGGCCAUACCAAAAGGUAAAGUGAAGAAAGGGAAGGUCGUGUAUGGUGUCGUUGUGCGUGCUGCAAUGCAGAAAGGGCGCGUUGAUGGGAGCCAAGUCAGGUUUGAUGACAAUGCGGUUGUAAUUGUGGGCUUUAAGGAAAAGAAGAAUCCCGAUGGUUCCAAGAAUAAAGUGGAGUAUAACCAACCCACUGGUACCCGAGUGUUUGGUCCUGUCCCACACGAGAUGCGGCUCAGACAACAGCUCAAGAUCCUUACUUUGGCUCAGCACAUCGUUUGAAAGCUUACACCAUACUAAAAACAUCAGAUUAUGAUCUCUUCAUGUGACCCUUAUCCAUUCAUUACUUAGGUUUCUGCUUGAUUACUGAAACUCUUUAGCUUCUUUAUUUUUAAGACUUCACAGGCCUUAUCCAAUCAAUUAUGAUUACUUA
This is a messenger RNA of Capsella rubella, 754 nucleotides long. Its product is annotated as 50S ribosomal protein HLL, mitochondrial. Gene Ontology annotation, cellular component: ribosome; mitochondrial large ribosomal subunit. Gene Ontology annotation, biological process: translation. The transcript has 3 exons. The coding region runs from base 61 to 603 and encodes 180 amino acids. Lineage: Eukaryota; Viridiplantae; Streptophyta; Magnoliopsida; Brassicales; Brassicaceae. Gene Ontology annotation, molecular function: structural constituent of ribosome; large ribosomal subunit rRNA binding. The record is from RefSeq and is a predicted model, not a curated record.